GGGCGGGGGGUUGGGGGGGAGCCGGCUAGGCCUCGGGCCGGCGGGCCCCGCGGCGGCCGCGCCCUGCCCCGGCACCCCGGGCCUCCGCGCGCCCCUCCGGCUCCCCUGGGGCCUCCGGGCGGGACGGCGGCGCUGCGGGGCCCGAUCGUGCGCCGGCCGGGAGGCUCCCCCGCGGGGCGGCAGGCCCGGAUUGCCGGGACAGGGGCGUCAGGGCCUAGGAGUGGGGAAUGGGCACCCGCCCGGCCCUUCCCCCUGGUCUCUCGCCGACGCCCCCCCACCCUCGAUUCCGGUAAUAGUUGAAUUUAUUUAUUCCCCUCUGCGCUCUGGGCGGCCAGGCCGGGGCGGGGCGGGCGGCCUGGCGGGCGUGGGGUGGGGUGGAGGGGCGGCGAGGAGUCAGGUGCAGCCGCGGCCCGGAAAGUUUCCUUUUAGGCCCGAAUUGGGGGUUGCCCUCCUUUCGGGGAGCCCUGGUCCUAGCGCCCGCGACCCCCGAGGGCGUGGAGGAGAGCACUCGGCUAUUUUGCAACUCUUUGCCAGUUCCUGUCCAUUGAAGACAAUCUGCUUCAUCUUGAUUCUGCAGCAUUCCAAACUGUGGUAUCCUUGGGGUUCUCUUAACAUUGCUAUGGUGCAGAAGAUUUAAAAUCAGCUGAUGUUCACAAGGAAUAGAGUCACGUGAUGUAUGAAGGGAAACAUAUACACUUCUCUGAGGUUGACAAUAAGCCCUUGUGCUCAUAUAGCCCCAAACUGUGCAAGCAGCGGCGACUCAACGGCUACGCUUUCUGUAUCAGACACGUUCUGGAGGACAAGACUGCCCCCUUCAAGCAAUGUGAAUAUGUGGCCAAAUAUAACAGCCAACGCUGCACCAACCCAAUCCCCAAAUCAGAGGAUCGUAGGUACUGCAACAGCCACUUGCAGGUACUUGGCUUUAUCCCGAAAAAAGAGAGGAAGAAAAAGAAUGAUCCUAUAGAUGAGGUAAAGGUCAGGCACCAGAUGGAUACCAUGGCUUUCAGCCUGACGGUGCCCACGCUGGCCUUGAAGAUGCCCAAUGGACUGGAUGGAAUGUCCCUCUCUCCGCCCGGGGCUAGGGUCCCUCUCCACUACCUGGAAACCGAGUUGGAAGACCCGUUUGCUUUCAACGAGGAAGAUGAUGACCUAAAGAAAGGGGCAACUGUGAGAAAGAAGUUGCAGAGCAAGUUGGCCCAGAAUCGGCAGCGCCAGAGAGAGACCGAGAUUUUAAAAGUUCGACAAGAGCACUUUAGUCCCCCUCCUGCACCUUCACAGCAGCAGCCCCCGCAGCAGCACCCCCACCCGCCACCCUCCCCCACUUCUUUAAAACCUCCGGCGCCGCCGCCACCGCAGGGUUUCGUCUGCAAGUCCCCUCCACCUCCGAACACCAGCCUACCACUGCAGGGAGUGGCCCCCACCACACACACUAUAGCACAAGCAAGGCAGUCGUCUCACAAGAGGCCGCUGCCCCUCCUGCCCUCCGGCAGGGCGCCCGCCGCGGACCCGCCCAGCACUGAUCGGGUCCUUAUGAAAGCCACAGCCUUCUCUCCACACUUCUCCUGCAUCAGCCGACUGCAGAGACUGGUGAGACUGUGCACCCAGAAACAUCAGCUGGACACUGAUCUGUUCCCCCAUCUAGGGUUGGACUGGUCGGAAGAGAGCGGAGAGGAACCGGAGGACUCUGAGCAGGCCUCGCCAUACCAGGUGGCAUGGUCCAUCCGAGAAACCCUCAGAUAUGAAAGACACACGUCAGAUGACGAUGAUACGGAGAGUAGGAGCUCCAGGGUGACCCAACUUUGCACUUACUUUCAGCAGAAAUAUAAGCACCUCUGCCGCCUGGAGCGGGCAGAAUCUCGUCAAAAGAAAUGCCGGCACACGUUUAGGAAAGCCUUGCUGCAGGCGGCCAGCAGAGAACCCGAGUGUACCGGUCAGUUAAUCCAGGAACUGCAGAGAGCUGCGUGCAGCCGAACCAGCAUAAGCCGGACCAAGUUGAGGGAGGUGGAACCAGCAGCAUGCAGUGGAACCGUGAAGGGUGAACAGUGCCCUAACAAAGCCCUUCCAUUCACCAGACAUUGUUUCCAACAUAUCCUCUUGAACCGCUCUCAGCAGCUUUUCUCAAGUUGCACGGCCAAGUUUGCAGACGGACAGCAGUGCUCUGUGCCCGUGUUUGACAUUACACACCAGACCCCUCUGUGUGAAGAACAUGCCAAAAAAAUGGAUAAUUUCUUGAGAGGAGAUAGCUCCCGUAAAGUUCAGCACCAGCAGCAGAGGAAACCCAGGAAAAAAACCAAGCCUCCUGCACUUACCAAAAAACACAAGAAGAAGAGACGGCGUGGACCUCGUCGACCCCAAAAACCCAUUCCCCCUGCAGUCCCCCAAGGGAACCUCAGCAUGCCCACCAGCGUCUCACUGCCAGUGGAGACCGCUCAGAUCCGGAGCCCAUCCACGCCGGAGCUGAGUGCUGAUGAGUUGCCGGACGACAUUGCCAAUGAGAUCACUGACAUUCCACAUGACUUGGAAUUGAACCAGGAGGACUUUUCAGACGUCCUGCCACGGCUGCCUGAUGACUUACAAGAUUUUGAUUUUUUUGAAGGAAAGAACGGAGACCUUCUUCCAACUACCGAAGAGGCCGAGGAACUUGAGCGGGCCUUGCAGGCUGUCACUUCUCUUGAGUGCCUGAGUACCAUUGGGGUACUUACCCAGUCAGAUGGUGUGCCAGUCCAGGAGCUGUCAGAGAGAGGAAUAGGGGUGUUCUCCACAGGUACUGGAGCUUCAGGAAUUCAGUCCUUGAGCCGAGAAGUAAACACAGACCUAGGGGAGCUACUGAAUGGGCGCAUAGUACAUGAUAAUUUUUCUAGUCUAGAGCUGGAUGAGAACCUGCUCCGUUCUGCUACCUUGUCUAACCCACCUACACCCCUGGCAGGGCAGAUCCAAGGGCAGUUCUCUGCCCCAGCCAACGUCGGCCUUACUUCUGCCACUCUGAUCAGCCAGAGUGCACUUGGGGAGAGAGCCUUCCCAGGACAGUUUCAUGGACUACAUGAUGGCAGCCAUGCCUCCCAGAGGCCACAUCCUGCCCAGCUGCUGAGCAAGGCAGAUGACCUAAUCACCUCACGACAGCAAUACAGCAGUGAUCAUUCACACUCCUCGCCCCAUGGAAGCCAUUAUGAUAGUGAGCACGUGCCGUCUCCCUACAGUGACCAUAUCACCUCUCCCCACACAACAUCUUACUCUGGUGAUAAUAUGGCAGCUACCUUUUCAGCAGAGAUGCCCAUCAUGGCGCAGCACUUGCUCCCAACCCAACUCGAGGUGCCACUUGGAGGAGUCGUGAACCCCAGAACUCACUGGGGCAAUCUCCCUGUCAACCUUGGAGAUCCCUCUCCAUUUAGCAACCUUCUUGGCGCAGAUGGACAUCUUCUUUCCACUUCCCUAUCCACGCCACCCACCACUUCGAACUCAGAGACCACACAGCCUGCCUUCGCCACCGUGACCCCUAGCAGCUCCAGCGUGCUUCCGGGGUUACCGCAGACCAGCUUCAGUGGCAUGGGGCCUUCUGCUGAACUCAUGGCCUCCACCUCUCCCAAGCAGCAACUCCCUCAGUUCAGCGCAGCCUUCGGCCACCAGCUGAGUUCUCACAGUGGCAUUCCUAAGGACCUGCAGCCCAGCCACAGCUCUAUAGCCCCUCCUACAGGCUUCACGGUAACAGGUGCCACAGCUACAAGUACCAAUAAUGCAUCUUCUCCCUUUACCUCCCCUAACUGAGCGUGUCUGUGUGUUUGCAGGCAGGUGGGGAACCUGGUGUUUUCUAUCUUUGUUUCCUGUUGAUCAUCCCUUUCCCCUUUUCCUAAAGAAGAUUUUAAAAAUAACAGAUGGGGACUAGAGGGGAACUCCUUUUUCCAGUUAAACAAGUAACCCUGCAGUGGACCUCGCUUCAGUGUUCACAUGUGCUCCUUUGCACUGGUGCUCAUUCCCUCCCGGCGGGUUCACUCUUACCCCAGUGGUUUCCUUAGUGGCUCAGCACAGUGACUGGAUAGAAUUGAUUUUUAGCAGCAAGUCCUAGAAGUGGAAGAUACCUCAGAUUACCAGUGCCCUUUACUAUUUCCUAGUAUUCAGAUCAAUGCUUUCCAUUCUAUUACCAGGUCUUUACAGAGGUGGUUCUAGAUAGAAUGGUCCUGUUCAUCGAGUUCCUGUGUAAGAGACAGCAAAUGGUGUGUAGGGACAGAUCAAGGCUCUGACUUAGCACCAACUGCUAAACACCGCACGAGGCCAGGAUUCCAUUCCUAAUUGUGAUCAUGUUCAAUUAAAAAGAAAAACAUUAUUAGUCUUUUGACCGCCUGUGUGAAUGUGUGCGCCCAUGUGUGUGUUUUUGUGCAGGGCAGGAAGCAGCUGUCCCAUGGUUGUUCUUUUUCUUUCUUUCUUUCUUUCUUUCUUUCUUUCUUUCUUUCUUUCUUUCUUUCUUUCUUUCUUUCUUCCUUCCUUCCUUCCUUCCUUCCUUCCUUCCUUCCUUCCUUCCUUCCUUCCUUCCUUCCUUCCUUUCUUUCUUUCUUUCUUUCUUUCUGUUUUUUUUUUCUUUCCUAACGAGUAUAAUAAGGCUCUUACUUCUCCUUUCCCACGUCUCACAACCCUAAUAAGGUUGGUCAUCCUUUCCCACCGAAUUAACGAAGUUUGCCAAAUAGAGAGGGUGGUGGUCUGGUGACGUGAAUUGUACAACCUUCUUCCGCUAAGUUAUCCAAGAACACAAGAAGCUGAAUUCAUGUCAGGGCCGUGGGGAUGUCACAAAAAGCAUGGAGUGACUGCAGGGUUGCUGAGAUUCUGAGGUCUGGUGGUUAUUUUGCCUUUUUAGACAGGUGUUUGUUUCUCCAUCCUCUCUCAUGGAAUACAUUCACGAGAUGUAAUUAAAGACCAUAUUUUGAUGUGAAAAGCAGGCUAGGUCAGAUACGUUUGGAAAGAUGGAGUCUCCGAACUCCUUGGUCCAUCUUUUACUUUUGAAUUUUUCAUGUUUACAGUAGUGAUUCUUUGGUAAGAGUUGUAAAAUGUUGAAGACACUUGUAGAAUCAAUGUGCCAGUUGUGAAGUGACGUGUAAUAUCUGAAGGAUACACAUUUUAAAGUUUCUUUCAAAGCAGAAUAUGGAAAUUAGACCUAAAUUUUACCUACCCUGUUGGUACUUUUAAAACAAUUUAAGUACUUAGAUUUAAGCUGCAGAAAUUUUUUUAAAGUACCGAGAUUUUAGGGUUGAAAAUUAUAUUGGGUAGUUUAGUAAGUUGGUGACUAUGGAAAUGAAUAUGUGAGGUUUCUUUUUACCUGCCUUCUCCCCUGCCCCCUUCCCAAGGGUGGAACUAGAUUUUAAAGUCAUCUGUACUCUUCUGCUUUUGCUGAGAAGUUUCACCAUCCCCUGAGAUACCAUUGGCUAUUUAUACCUGAGUCUAGUCUAAUUUACAUAUAUAUAUUUUAAAAGAUGAGUAGAGAGAACAUAUCUAUUAAUGAUGUGAUAUAAUAAUUCAUUGGUCAGGGAAUAUUUGAUCUGAAUUCCUUUUCAAUAGGUAAAGAUUUGGAUGUAUUUUCCUACUUCCUAUAUGUAUUCUCUUUAUGCCAUGCUAAUUCUAACCAGUUCCCUUCUUUUGAAAGCUUUUCUUUCUCUGCUUUUUAAAGGAAUGAUGGUGAUCAGCAGGCAUUAUGCAGAUGCCAUGCGCCUGAGGUUAUGGAGGGGAAAUGUCCCAUGACUGUAUGAAAUCAUUAUAUGCCCUAUUUUGUAUUUAUUGAAGUUUCUUUUUGUGGGCCAAAAAUAUGUUUGUAAUAUAUUUAGUUUUUUUUUAAUCAUGAUAAUUGAUUGGAAGAUUUAUUUUUUAAUAGCUUUGCCUUUUUUGCAGAUUGAGAAAUUUCUAAAUUAUAAAUUAUGUCACAAAGCAAAAUUAUAUUUGGUAUCACCAUAAAUUUCUAUUCUGAACGGUGAGAGCAGAUAAUUUGAAUAUUUCUCACCUGUGAACCUAUGUUAGUAAGCUUUUUUAUUUUAAUGUACUGUAAUGAAAUGAUGAUGAGUAGUUACCUCUGCUCAGAAGUGUCAUUUAGUUUGCUCCAGUCGUUUCGCCUCCCAUUCUAAUCCUCGCCGGAUAACUGUCCAUUCCCAGCAAUUUGGUCUAGUCUCCAUCGUGUACUAAUCCAAGGUUGUACCAGAGCAGGACACUAUCUUAUCGGCCCCCUUCUUUGACAGCAAACGGAAAGUCAUGGGGAGUCGGUUUGAACUUUUCUGGCUAUUUGUCCCUCGUGGUAGCUGCUUAAAAUUCUUCAGUUAUCAAAACUGAGUUUGCAGUAAGUUGCACAUUUUAUUGUUCGCAAUUUUCUGUUUUGUGUGCAUUUAAAAGCCCUUUCCUGCUUUCUAAUAAGGAGGCACGAAAUGAUCAGGAAUGUUGCCAGUUACAGCUUCACACCAAAAACUUUUGAGUAAAUUCAUUUUUGUUUAGACGCCCACAGUGAUAGCUGAAGAAAGGGCACCCGUAGAAAGUACCAGUGUAGGUUUGAGGAAUUAGCAAAAAACAAAUUUGUCCUCUCAUUUCAUCUACUGCAAAACAAAUAUCCAAGCUUGCAAUUUGCUUUGCCUUUGCGGUUUCUUGCGAGUCCCUUUUUGGAAGACAGAAGAACAUCUGUGAACCCAGAGACACCUGUUAACGUUUUUCUUUUAGCUGAUAUAGAGCAAUUCUCGUCUAUCAGUAGUAGGUUUGCUGUUAAUGUGUAGAGGAAGGAAUGAAUUGUCUUUUCCUCCAGAAACAGGAAAAUUAGUGUCUUUUAAAUAGCACUUACACUAUACUAUAAUAAGGCAAUACUGGAAUCAAAAACAGAUUGUAUGUAAGGUCCUAAUUAGGUGGAAGCUAGCUUUUUAUUCUAGGGUGAAACUCAUCAGAAAUAGUGGCAGAGAAGGGUCACUCUAUUUCUGCAGUUCUUUGGGACCAUUUAUAAGGGCCAGUUAGAUUGUGUUAAUGUGAUUUAAUUUACAGAGUUGCUGCAGUUAAUGGAUACAUUCUGUGCUCUGAGAAUCUGAAGUCCAUUCUAACGAAUGAUACUCACUGGCUGUGAUCUAUAGCAUCCGAAGAAAAGAUGUGUUUUCUCUCCUUUACUCUCUCUACAUAAUUGUUAAUAUUAUUUUAAUUAAAGUACUUAAGACAUUGUUUUUUUCUCUGUAAAAAUGGCUUAGUAAUUUGCACAUCUGCGUAGGUUAUGUAGCUAGUAACAAUUCACAAUAGUAAAUAGCAAUUACACUUAACCCACCAAAUGACAGACUAUGCAAUGGAAAAUUUUGUAAUUAUCGUCACAAAGCUUAUAUGGUGAAGGAUUUUUUUUUUUCCCUCUAGUAACCUACCACGUGAGAUAGAACUGCUUUAUAAGUGACUUCCUGAGCAAUUUCAUGCUGGCAGGCAGUGCGGUGUGUCUAGUGUCCCUCCAUGAAAAGAUUAUAAUUUCAUAAGAAGCAAAUAGUAGGUAUGGAGAUAAAGUUGGAAGAUGUGUUUCUUUGUUUUCUUUUCCUUAAGAUUGUAGUUACUGUCUUGAGUGGUGUCAGGCUAAAGAAAGCUAAUCCUUUAUCUUUGCCAAAUAAUUAUUUAUAAGAUUUAUUUCUUCAAUAAGCCCAUUUAUUUCUUCGAUAAGCCCAAUGUCUCAACUGCGAGCUAAGCCUCCUCACUUUCUGUGACUAACACUAAAAGCUGUUCCUUAUCAGAGCUCGUUCUCAGGCCACCAUCGCAACCCAGAGGCAAAGACAGUGCUUUGAUUUGGAAGGAAACGGUGUCUGUGAUACGUGCCCGAUCCGUAAGCUUUCUUCUUAGGUGAAAGAAUUUCUGUUUCUGUUGACCAAUAUACCAUUCAGUUUUUUGUGUUUUAAGUAGGCUCCACACCCAACAUGGGGCUCGAACUCACAACCCUGAGAACACAAGUCGCAUAUUCUACCGACUGAGCCAACCAAGCACACCCCCUUCCAUUCAGUUCGUUGUAACUUGCGCCCUUACGUUUGUCGUCCUCCCUGCCCCCUUGCGAGGGGUUCUGGGGCUGUGUCAGCAGUGUUUGAGGCGGUCGCCCUUUCUCCGAGUUAGUUCAGUAGGUUGUUGUGGACUGGUAUUGCAAAAAGAUGAAGAUAUUGAUAACACUAAACUAAUUAUUUAAUCAGUUUCGACUGCAUUUGAAAAAUUUUUUUUUAGGUAGCUAGUUUUCAGGUUCUUCAACCUCUUUCUUUUUAGCCUUUUAACAUUCUACUAAAUUGUGUUUUUAAUCUGUUUUAUGUGGAAUAAUCUGAUCCAGUGGUCUUCUAAAUGGUCAACAGAACUCUGCAGUUGAAUGAGGCAGUUUAAAGGAUUCCUUAAAAGAAAAUGUAGUCAUACUGAACAGUCUUCAUCUGUAUCUUUUAAACCAUCACUAACACCUACAUCACUCCAAGGAUUUUUUUUCCCCGAUGAGAAAUACAUUUCUUGGUGAGGUGGGAGGUAGAAGUAUACAUGUGAUAGAACAUCGAUUUUUUCCCCCCUCUCGCAAUACAUUGAAAAUACGGAAUCUUCACUGGCAUUCUAUAGAAAGGUAAAACAGUUUAAUGACUUCUUAAUAUCUUGAGCCUUAUAAGCUUUCCAAUAUCAUACCCUGGAGGGAACAAGAAUCCAUGUUUAGUAGAUUAACAUUUUAAAUGCUAUCUUUCAAAAAAUUUGACAUAAAAUACCAGUGAAGAACAUAUUUGGGUAUCUGUUAAGCAUUUCCCCCUGACUAGUAAGUUAGGAAAGAAAACCUAAAACGCAAGUGAAUAAUUCUGUCUCCUAGUAGCCAGUGUCAUUAAUGCAAAAAUUGCGGGGCCGACUUAGCCUCAUUUCUCAAUAGCAAAAAUUCUCGUUCCCUUCACCUCUGAUUUCUGUCAGCUUUCCCCUCUCUGCACUGUGAUCAACAGAGCCAAUAAAGGACACGUGGCAUUUCGGAGAGAGAGCAAAUUUGGUGUGACUUUCUUGACCAUAAACUAGGUUCCCAAGUCUUGGGAAUGUCUGACUACUUUGAGUGGCGGAGUUUUUUGGUGAUCUAAAGUUGAGUCUGAAAAAGAAUGUUGCAAGAGAAAAGCUUUCUAACUCUUGGUAAGCUCUGUAGGGCAGCCCAGCUUUCCUCCCCUCUUCCCUCCUGCCUGCCUGCCUCCGCCUGCCCCCAGUUCUCAAGUAUGCACACGUACAGCCUGAUCUGUCCUGAUCGUGGCCUGAGAGUACUAGAAGCUGCCUCUUGCACUUGUUCGUUUGUUCUUACUUGUGUGUUUAAGCUGGGACCACUGAAGUAAGCUCUAGAUGCACCCAAAGUUCCCCUUGGAAAAAAUGUCAGUAUGCAGUGCGGAAGGUUCCAGUGCAGCUAGACGCCACACCAUUGCUUUUGCUCGGGGACUAGACUGAUUUGCCCUGAAAGGACUCCACCCUGCCUGGUUCGGGCCCAGUGGGCUCCAGCAGAUUAGCGUGGAAGUGACAGGAAAUCUGGUGCUUGGAACAUUGUCUUCAUCUGCUCAGAAGGGUUGGAAUCAGUUCCUCGGCACAGUGAUCGUUCUUUUCGCUGUACAGUGUUGAGUAUGUCUCAGGGAUUCCUUGUGGAAAUUAGGGCAGUUUUUAAAAUAAGAAAAUAGUUUUAAAAGAAACUAAAGGUGACUCACCAUUGAAGAGAGCGCAAGAAAGAGAAAACAUUUGGUGUCAUAGCCCGCCGUGUCUUGCGUAGGACUCUUCCUUUUCUCCUUCAGGCUCUCCUCCGCUUCAGCAAACAGUCCUUUCCCACCACGCACAGCUUUAAAAGUUUUAUUUAAAAAUUUCCUUCCCCGAUGAGCUUUCAGAAUACUUAUUGUAGAUUUUAAGAGAAAAGGUAUAUUAAUUUAUACUAUUAACAUCACCUCAUAAAUUAUAAGUUUUAUACUAAAGCUGUAUUGAGUGUAAUGAAUUAUGUUGCCUAUGUGUUUUAAUAGCUUAAAAAAUUAUAUAUGAGCUUUUUUUUGUUUUUUGUUUUUUUUUUUUUUUUUUUUGACAAAACAAACUAGUGAAGCACCUUUUUACACUGGAUCUCUGCCGUGUCAAGGUGUAUAGCUAUCCUUUGCUACCUUGCAGAUAUAUAAAAUAAAAGGAUAUCCUGGGGCCUCAAAACGUAGAACACCUUUAGACCAUUUAUUACUGCUCAUAGAACUGUUGGGCGUCGUGUUUCUUUAGUAACUGAUCUGUGGUUUACACUUCAGAUGGCUAGAAGCUUAGUUACAGGGUAAAUAGAAAUACAUAGAUCAAGCAAAGCUCCCAACUGCUGUAGCUGGAAUUUGUAAACUUAAGUUUUUAAGACCUCCUUUAUUUCCUAUGGAUUUAUUCUUUAAUUUACAGUUUAUUCUGUAAGUUGGGAAGUAAAAUAGAGAAAAUAAUAAGUCUAGAUGUUCUCAGUGUCUUAUUCAGGAACUUUUUAUCCCUCCUCACUAAGGAAUUCCCACUGUGACUUAAAAAUAGAAUUAAAUUACUCAUGUGCAUGUCUCUGUCUGUGUUUUUACACACAUGCAAAAAUAUACAUGGGGGGGGCACGUGUGUGGGAGAGGUGAAUGUGUGCUUAGGUGAAAAUAGAGGAAGGUAACAGAAUGUAUUGUAGAAAUAUGACUAUUUAGAGGGGGCUAUCAGAGUUAUUUUCUCUUUGUCUCCGUAGUAUAAAUACACCAAAUUCUUCAUUAUGCUAUCUUAUGUUAAAAGGCUAUCUCUGAUAUCAUGUGCAUUUUCUUUUAACUUUUGAUUAACUUAUAUAUUACGCUAUGUUUUUAAAAUGACGUGAGAAACAGCAGGUUCUAAGACCAGCCUCUCACCUUUGAGCAUAAAAAUUAGAGAAAGAGAGAGAGAGAGAGAGAGAGAGAGAGAGAGAGAGAGAGAGAGAGAUGCAAACCCAGACGUGAGCUGUGUUUAUCUACUGGGGUGAUGGGACCAGAUCCGUUGAACCUUUCUUUAUGUUAAUAAUAGAUCUCUUCAUAUUCUGAGUUAGAAAAUCUUGAACAUCUUUUCUUGGUAAAGUUAAGGAAAGUAUAGGCUCUUUUUAAAGAAUGCCAUUUUUUGAAGGGACUGCUUUGUUGAAAGAGUUGGUGGGAUCAUUUCACCAUGCAUAUUUCAAAGCUGGGAUGAUUUUAGUUAUCUCCAAAAAUCAAAAUUUUUUUUUUUUUUUACUCAUUUGUGCUCUUACUUAUGAAGUGAGUGUGCCCCCGGCCCCCGUAUUUUGGUUACAGGAAAAAUUAUGCUACCCUUGACGUUUCCCUGAUUCAUAGGGAAUUUAAAAAAGAUACAUUCCUAUAGUUUGAGUUUUGUCAUUUUGCCAUACAUUAAUUACUGGAGUAUCUGAUGGUCUCAGAUAGCCCAAACUAGAGUUGUUAUUAAGUGCUCCAAUCACAUUUAUAUUUAAUAUUAAAAAAAAAUCAUGUACUUUGAAAUAUGUCAAAACAACUCCUGAUACUACACCUGAAUUUGUAGUUCUCUUUGAAGCCUCAUUCAUCUUAGGUAUAGUCAAGACCUAGGAGAGCUUUACAUGUCGUUCCUUUUAUAGUUGUAUUUCUGCAUCUCCCAGUUUCAUUCACUCUUGCUUUAUGGAUUAAAAAAAAAAAAUCUGCAUAUUUCUUGUACAUAUGCAUGCAAAUGAAAGAAGGGGGUUGGUUUCGGUGCCACUCCUCCCUUCAGUUACUGGUUAAUGGGAUUUGCUAGAAUAAAUUCCCCCUGAUUGAAGGGUGAAAAUAGACCCUUUUGUGUAUAUCUGUACAGAGAUGUGUAUAUGGGAUGUGGUGGCACUUUGCUGAAUGUGAACUUGCCUUGUUAAUGGAAAGAUUGAAAAGUAUUAUGUUUAUUUAUACAUUUGUAUAAAUCUAUAUAUACACGUAUGUAUAUGUGUGUGUAUAGAUAAAGCUAUAUACAUAUAUUUCCCUAAAUGUGUGUGUGUAAUAGGUAAACAGCCUUUGUGAAGCAAGAUUAUCCGUCCCUGGAAAACUCUGGGUUAUUCUGUAAGCAAGAGGAGGUGACAGUCUAGAGUACAUUAUCAGUGCAUCCUAAGACGGAAGUCCUUCGGAUGAUAGUCUUGUUCAUGGUUAUUAUAAGUGAAUUCCUGCUAGAACUAUUCUUACUUUCCAGUUCCACUAUUCUUCACCUUCAUGCCUUCUCCUAUCCAAGUACUAACCAGGCCCGACCCUGCUUAGCUUCUGAGAUCAGACGAGAUCGGGCACAUUCAGGGUGGUAUGGCCGUAGACUUUCACUGCCUUCUAAAUCAGUCUCUCAUCACACUUCAUUUGGUACUCCCCCCCCCCCCCCCUUAUUAUGGCCUUUCUAGCCAGAAGCAUUUGGCUUAAGCAUAUUUCAUUAACUCCUCAGUUGUUUCUUUUAAAGAUCUUACGCUCUUAAAUUUUCCAGAAGAUGUAAGUUUUGGUAAUAGUUUCUAGAGUAGUUUUGAGGAUGGGGCAUUCGUCUUUGUCUCAAAAAUGAGCAAACCAACAGUCAAACAAAACGCAUUUGAAAGUUUUACCUAGAUAAUUUUGGGACAUUUUACUCACAUUGGCAAAGAACAUAAUUACGAUUUUAUUAAUUGAUAACAGUGUUAGGUUUAUUUUCUCCUUUACCGUCAUCAAUUUGUCACUUAAAAAUUUUGGUUUACUUGUGUUUUAGCCACAAAUUUGCCAUUUUCAUUUUUCAUGGAAAGCGUACAAAGUCACGCAUAUGCCUCUUGAAUUCUCUAACUCCUUUUACUCAUGAUGAAACUGCUUUAAUGAAUUCUUAUGUAAUGAGUUUUGCUGUAUUUCCUCUUGACUUUUUUUCACGUUGGUGACAUUCUGUUUUAACUUUGCUGCAGCUCUCUACAACACUUGCAUCCCUAUAUAUUGUGCCUUUAAAGCUCUUAUGCACACACAGACAAAAGUGUAUAUAUACAUGUUGGAGCAUGUGUACAUAUACUUUCGUAUAUACUCACACAGUAUGUCUCAUAUUGUGGGAGUGGAUAUAUAGAUAUUCAAAGGCAAUGAAAUGUUGCUUUCCAGAUAUAUAUGUAUAUAAAUAGUGUUGAUAUACUGUAUAUACACAUGUAUAUGUAUGAGUUUUAAAUGGCAAUCUUUUACAUUUAGCAAAAUGCUGCCCCUACUGGAAUAUUGUCACUGCAGUGGCAGUUGUAUGUAAUGAUUUAAAAUACAUUAUCGAAAAUUAUUUAAAAGAACAUUUAAAAGUCUCAUCUAAAGACAUCCACACAUUAUUUAUUUAUCUUCCUUUUCCUUUUUAUUGUUACUUUUUUUUUUUUUAACCGAAAGGGAGACUGUCAUUUUUUAAAAUGCCAUCUGUCCCAUAGGAGAAAGAGAGAGAGCGUUGGAGAUUCACUUGAGGAAUCUUGUGCAUUUUUCCUCUCUCUCAAAUGGAGAUGUACCACAAACCAGCCUGUUUAUUUCAGUUAUAAAGCAAUCCUAACAUUGCCAUUAGUGUAUGUCAUCCACCAUCUUCUGGACCAACUUAAUUCGCCAGUCUGCCUCUUCCUUUCAUUAAUAAGUAAUGAUCACUGAGAUCAUUUUGCCUGGGGGGGAAGUUAACUACUCUCUAGCUGCAGGGAAUUAUAUCACCUAAUUGUUAUUCUGCCUUGUUCAAAAUUCAACUUUGAGGGAAGGCAGCGCUCCUGAAGCUGUCUUGAGCAUGUUUUGCAUUUAUUUACUUAAAAGGUCUUCCCAGACACUUUUUUUUUUCUUUUUAAAAGAGCUCCAAGUCUGCAUGCACUUGCCAUAGAUUUCUUAUUCCCCACAACUUCAGGUGUUUUCAUUAGUAUAUCAAUUUGACACGCCGAAUGACAGACUAUUAAGGAAAAAAACGUUGAAUAUUUUAUUUUGUGAUGAGUUGGCAGCAGAUUACAUUUCAAGACCUCACAGAGAGAGGAACAUAAACAUAGAUGGACAAUCCUCCAUUGUAAGACGUUACAAAAAACGCAAAAACAAAAAACAGUGGAUUGAGAGUUCCCCUGAACACUAAAACAGAGAGGUUGGGGUUUGAGGGAUUUCAUGGAAUAGUUUAGCUGGAACUUGAUAUCAGAAGCAGCCUUUAACAGAAAGCCUCUUGGCAAUUGUAUGGUACUAACUGGAGUCCUGAGGUGUGAAUUGAAACCAAGUUGCAGUGGGAAAUCAGAGGUGAGGUGGUAACAUCUUUGAAUCCAGUAAGUGACAGGUUGCACAGUUGUAAAAUCUCUUCUUACCAAGUAACUGCACGGUAGCAAGGACUAGCGGUUCUCAAAGCCCUUCUUUUUCAGCGUUCUCAUUCACCUUGGCACACAAGUAUGUUUAACAGGCCAUACAUUAAAACUAUUUACAAAAAAAAAAAAAAA
Messenger RNA from Acinonyx jubatus (cheetah), 14323 nucleotides. It is a transcript of the gene INO80D, whose product is annotated as INO80 complex subunit D. Gene Ontology annotation, cellular component: nucleus. Lineage: Eukaryota; Metazoa; Chordata; Mammalia; Carnivora; Felidae. The transcript has 11 exons. The record is from RefSeq and is a predicted model, not a curated record. Bases 673 to 3762 code for a protein of 1029 amino acids.